Messenger RNA from Anisakis simplex (herring worm), 453 nucleotides. Lineage: Eukaryota; Metazoa; Nematoda; Chromadorea; Rhabditida; Anisakidae. The record is from the annotation of a GenBank genome assembly.
UUGAAGAGAAUGGUGGAUACGUAUCUGCGAGUGCAUAUCUGUCGUCAAUUCGGACAUGCAUUCACUCGAGAAUAUGACUUGACUCCACUACCCGUUCCAGUAGCAAUGCCAACCGGGAAUGAUGUGACGAAAUGCGUCGAGAUGAUUCGCAACUCGAAGAGACCUUUACUGCUCAUCGGUAGUCAGGCUCUGUUGUCCCCCAUCAAAGUGGAUCAGUUGAAAGAGACUGUUCAGGCCUUAUCAAUACCAGUAUAUUUGGGUGGUAUGGCGCGUGGAUUGUUGGGCAAUAAAAGUGACAUUCAAAUGAGAUUCAGUCGACGCGAUGCCCUCAAAGAGGCUGAUCUCGUCAUUCUUGCUGGUAUUGCGAUUGUGAUAUUAAUUUAUAGAUGGUGUCGUGGAGUUUUUGUUGGUUUCACUGUGUGUAGUGCGGGAACGAGACGAGACGCGAAGUAA